This is a messenger RNA of Centropristis striata (black sea bass), 2042 nucleotides long. RefSeq names its product cytochrome P450 4V2. Gene Ontology annotation, molecular function: oxidoreductase activity, acting on paired donors, with incorporation or reduction of molecular oxygen; iron ion binding; monooxygenase activity. The coding region runs from base 49 to 1599 and encodes 516 amino acids. Lineage: Eukaryota; Metazoa; Chordata; Actinopteri; Perciformes; Serranidae. The transcript is spliced from 11 exons. The record is from RefSeq and is a predicted model, not a curated record.
AGAAGGUCUAAACACACACACACACUGGACACACAAACAGCAAAAAAGAUGUCGGUUUUACUCGGCAGUUACUCGAUACCUUUACUUGGUAUCAGCAUCUUCCUGGCUACUCUGACCUAUAUCACCUACAAGCUGCUCAGCGAUUAUCUGCACAAAUGGUUUACAAUGAAGCCCAUUCCUCAGGCGGAGGGGACGUAUCUCUUUGUUGGAAAUGCACUGCAGUUCAAGCCCAAUGCAGGAGAUUUCUUUCGUCAAAUUGAGGAUUUCACCACCACAUUCUGGGAUGCACCUCUCUUUAAACUCUGGGUCGGACCCGUCCCAUUUGUAGUUCUGUUUCAUGCUGAAACUGUUGAGACAGUUCUGACCAACUCCAUUCAUAUGGACAAAGCCUAUGCCUACAGCUUUCUCCACCCUUGGCUUGGAACUGGCCUUCUUACCAGCACCGGCUCUAAGUGGCGUCAGCGGCGGAAGAUGUUGACUCCCACCUUCCACUUCUCCAUCCUGACGGACUUCUUGGAAGUGAUGAACGAGCAGGCAGAGAUCCUGGUGGAGAAGCUGGAGAAGAAGGUGGGUGAGGGUUCAUUUGACUGCUUCAGUCACGUGACCUUGUGUGCCCUGGACAUUAUCUGUGAAACUGCAAUGGGAAAGAAAGUGUACGCCCAGAGUAAUUCUGACUCAGUGUAUGUGAAGAGUGUGUACAAAAUGAGCGACAUUGUCAGCCGCAGACAGAGGACCCCUUGGUUCUGGCCCAACUUUGUGUACAACUACUUCGGUGAGGGCCGAGAGCACGACAGGACCCUCAAGGUCCUCCACUCCUUUACAUCCAAGGUGAUACAUGAAAGAACGGAGAACAUUUCCUACACUGAGUCAGAGAGCGACUCUGACCAGGGCCAGAAGAAGAGACGAGCCUUUCUGGACAUGCUCUUGAAGACCACAGAUGAGGAUGGAAACAGAAUGAGCCAUGAUGAUAUUCAGGAAGAAGUGGACACAUUUAUGUUUGAGGGACAUGACACCACAGCAGCCUCUAUGAACUGGGCCAUACAUCUGCUGGGCUCCCACCCGGAGGCGCAGAGGAAAGUUCACCAAGAGCUGCAGGAGGUGUUCGGUUCAUCCGACCGGCCCGUCAACAUGGAGGACCUGAAGAAGCUCAAAUACCUGGAGUGUGUGAUCAAGGAGGCCCUGCGACUGUUUCCCUCUGUGCCUUUCUUCGCCCGCAGCAUCGGUGAAGACUGCCAUAUCAAGGGUUUCAAGGUGCCCAAAGGUGCCAAUGCCAUCAUCAUCACGUAUGCUCUCCACCGUGACCCGCGGUACUUCCCUGACCCUGAAGAGUUCAGGCCUGAACGCUUCCUCCCUGAGAACUCAGUGGGAAGGCCUCCAUAUGCGUACAUCCCCUUCUCCGCUGGACUUCGCAACUGUAUCGGUCAGCGUUUUGCACUCAUGGAAGAGAAAGUGGUCUUGGCGUACGUUCUGCGUAACUUUAGUGUUGAAGCUUGUCAAACACGAGAAGACCUGCGGCCGGUCGGAGAGCUCAUCCUGCGACCAGAGAAGGGCAUCCGGAUCAAACUGGAGAAGAGGAAACCCCUGAGUUCAUCCAACUAGCACUUGUAGCUUUUUGUUAAAUUUAUAUUUGUUUAUUUUGUCCUUCCCAGUUCUAAAUUGGAGGACGCUUUGCUUCUAAAUAACUUUUGACGGGUCAGAGAGAGUAGUGACCUCUGUGUUUAGAUUUUAGAAUCUUCUCAUCAUUAUAGUCAACAUAAUUAGAAAAACUAAGCCUUCUAAUAAUAAAUUCUGAUCUUUUUUAUGACAUUGUUAGUUUUAGGGAAAUUACUGCAUGAUGCACUGUUCUGGCUCUGUAUAACUCUGCACUUUUGUUAUGCUUCAUGACAGCCAAAAAGCUAAAAACAGGAUUAAAUAAAAAGCAUUAUAAAACACAGAAUUUGCAGAGUAUGUUUGUGUUACGUUUUAUUGAAAUAACCUGGCCAUUUUAAAAUACAUUUUUGAUGAUUAAUUGGAUGAAAAUUAAAUGGGUUUAAGGUUGCAUG